AUGACGGGCAUCUUCUGGUUCCCCCUCACAAUCGCUCCCAAUUCUGAAGGUCGUGGCUCGAUUGUAUCAUAUAUUUAUAGAGCUCAACCUGCAGCCGAACGUCAGUUACGCUUAGGCCGUCUGCCGCAGAACAUGGGUCACUUUUUAAAAAGUGUUUGGGGGUGCGCUUUGCUGGCAGCCUUUACAGCUGCUUCAGGAGGAGGCGCGCAUAACGGCGCCUACUCCCCGCCAUCAGUGUCGUCUGGAAGCGGGAGUUCGAUCGGUAGCUUCGCAGUCCAAGGUCAAGGAGGCGAUUUCCAUUCGGAAAAUUUCGGUCAAGGCGCAGUUGGUGGAAAUUUUGGAGGCAGUGAUUCUGAUGGAUCGUUAGGUGGUGGCUUUGCCAAAGGGGGUGGAGGUGGCCUUGGUGGCAAAAGAGGAGAUGUAGGUGGCAUAGGUGAUAUUGUUGGUAAAGGAGCUGCAGGUGGCUUCGGUAAUGGUGUAGGUGAAGGGGGCGUAGGUGGCUUCGGUGAUGGCAUUGGUAAAGGGGGUGGUGGUGGCUUCGGUGAUGGUGUUGGUAAAGGGGGUGUACGUGGCUUCGGUGAUGGUGUUGGUAAAGGAGAUAUAGGUGGCUUCGGUGGUGGUGGUGUUGGUAAAGGGAGCGCAGGUGGCUUCGGUGAUAGUGUUGGUAAAGGGGGUGGUGGUGGCUUCAGUAAUGGUGUUGGUAAAGGGGGUAUAGGGGGCUUUGGUGAUGGUGUUGGUAAAGGGGGUGAUGGUGGCUUCGGUGAUGGUGUUGGUAAUGAGAAUGUAGGAGGCUUCGGUGAUGGUGUUGGUAAAGGGGGUGGUGGUGGCUUCAGAAAUGAUGUUGGUAAAGGAGGUGUAGGAGGCUUCGGUGAUGGUGUUGGUAAAGGGGGUGGUGGUGGCUUUGCUGAUGGUGCUGGUAAAGGGGAUGGUGGUGGCUUCAGAAAUAAUAUUGAUAAAGGAGGUGUAGGUGGCGCCGGUUAUGGUGGUAAAGGAGGUGUGGGGAACUUCGGUAAUAGUGUUGGUAAAGGAGGUAGUAAAGGAGUUAUCAGCAAAGGAAUAGGCGGUGAACUAACUGGCGCAUUCGCAGGAGUAGGUAAUGAGUUUGGCUCUGGAGGCUUCAUUCACGGCAUUGGAGACUUCAGUGUCGGUGGAGAUUUCUUUGGAGGAAGCAGUUUUGGAGGCAGUGAAGUUAACGGUGGUUUUGGAGUCGGUGACACAACAGGAUUUUAUGGUGCAGAUGGCGGAUUUAGUCAUGUAGAUGGAGGUAGUUUCUUAGGGCAAAAGAUUCAUCCAGGAGUGGGUGGAACUAUUCAAGGACUCGGAUUUGGAGGAGGAGUCAUCGGUGAAGGGUUUGGAGGAAGCUCUGGUUUAGGCUUCAAUGGCGGCCAAGCAUUUGUCGGUCAAUCUAGUUUCUCUGGAGGACUUGGAGAAGUCGAACUAGGAGGAAGUUUUGACGAUUCCGGGAGCUUUGAAAGAGGUGCGAUAGGUGGAUUUAGCGGACCCAGAGUUACUGGUGGAUUUGAAGACAUCGGCUUUUCUGGUGGAUUAGGAGUGCACACAGUUUCUAGUGGCUUGAGUGGGCUUAGCGCUUCUAGUGGGCUUGGAGGAAUUGGAGUAACGAGAGGAUUUGGAAGACAUGAUAUCUCCGAUGGAUUUGGAGGACAUGGAGUUGUCGGUGGAUUUGGAAGAAAUGGAAUUUCUGGUGGAUUUAGAGGAGUUGGAGCUGCCGGAGGAUUUGGAGGACUUGGAGUUUCGAGCGGAUUUGGAGACCUCGUAACGACUGGUGGAUUUAGUCAUGGAAACUUUGGUGGGUCUUCUUUUGGACAUGGAACCGGGUCAAAACGAGGCCUUGAGAUCGUUCGAGGAGUUCCGAUUCGUCUGAAUGGAGAUGGCCUUGGUCACGAUGGAUUUGGCUUCUCCGCGAACGUUGGAGGUACCAGAGGAUUUGGAGAUAAUGAAUUCGAGUUUGCUCAAGGUUUUGGAGGAAACUUGGGAACACUGUCGGGAGACCACUCGGGACGAUUUAGUAACAACUUUGGCGGUUUCUCUGGAAACUAUCGCUGAAACAAUGACGAGGUUGAGGUUACAAAUCUACGAGUGAAGAUGUGUUGAAUGUUACGAGAAUGGACAGCGAAAUCGACGCUUCCCUAUGGACCUUGAUUGUUUUUGUUUUUAUUUUUACUAAAACAACGGAAUUAGAGAAAAAAUCAAACGUUCUUUUUUGUAUUUUUCUCAAGUUAACAAUUCCAGUGGACAUUAGGAAGAAAAGCUGAAAAGAUUGUUAUGCCUGGACUGCAAUUUAACUAGAAUUUAUUUAAUAAUUUAAUCCUGUCUUGUGAAAUUAUUUGAAUAGAUAAACGCUUCAACUUUUUUCAUCUAUCGCCAGUUUAGGAUUUGUGAAUUACCAGUGAUUUUUCGGCUGAAAACAACUUAUUGUAGAUCCCAAUAAUGGUAGAAAACUUUCUAAGUAAAUUGCCCUUGUAAUGUCCACUGUAAAAAGUCCUAGGUCCUCUCAAGUUUCUUGUAAAUGUUCAUGAAUGCUAUUUUUUCAACACGAAACCCAACAUACGUCGCAUGCAGUUCAAAUAUGCCAAAGAUAUCACGGUAAUCCAGUUUUUUGCUGCGUUUUUUUAACCUAAACCGAACGGCCAACUCGUACGAUGUACAAAGCUUUCGACUAAUUGGUAAAAUAUUUGUCCAACAUCAUAGAAUAUGCAUUGCAGCGGAUACUGUCGACACGAAUGGGACGAAAUGUAUUUUAAAAACAUUCUUGAUUGAA
Hyalella azteca is the source of this 2779-nucleotide messenger RNA. RefSeq names its product glycine-rich cell wall structural protein 1. Lineage: Eukaryota; Metazoa; Arthropoda; Malacostraca; Amphipoda; Hyalellidae. The record is from RefSeq and is a predicted model, not a curated record. The coding region runs from base 1 to 2064 and encodes 687 amino acids. The transcript has 4 exons.